AUGGCCAAGAAAAUAUUUCAUUAUCUACCAACAUAUGCUGCUGUACAGUUCAACUUUCCAAGCUCUGGCUAUUUUUUUAAUAAACUUGUUAGCCCAAACCAGGCUACUCCUCUUCAGGAGACCCCACAUGCUAGAACAGUUGACCUCAUUAAUAAGCCAAAAAAUGAGCCUAAGCUGGACAUAAAACCAAAUACUCUUUUUGCAAAUGUUGAUCUGAUUAAAAACUGCUUAGAGGGAGGAGGUGGUUCUUUAAUAGACUAUGCCUUAGCGAAGGAAAACCUAUAUUUAGAAAUUGAAAUGUCAAGAAUAAACAUGAUCGUUAUGGGAUUUCCUGUAGAAAUACAAAACCAGCUUGAUAGAGAAGAAAUAACGACCAUUGAGAAACUGUUCAAAGAACUAACAAAAAUUGAUGAAUGUGUUUCUAACAUCAAGCCAAAAUAUGACAAUAAAUUUUUAAGUAAUGAAAUAUCAUACAAUACGGACGUCAAGACAAAGCAACUUUAUCAACACAAACAGAGAUAUGAAAAUGUAGACAAAGAAAUUUCGGUACCAAAAUACAAAGUAGAAGUAGAAUAUACAUAA
Helobdella robusta is the source of this 582-nucleotide messenger RNA. RefSeq lists its product as hypothetical. The transcript is spliced from 3 exons. The record is from RefSeq and is a predicted model, not a curated record. The coding region runs from base 1 to 582 and encodes 193 amino acids. NCBI's taxonomy places the organism in Eukaryota, Metazoa, Annelida, Clitellata, Rhynchobdellida, Glossiphoniidae.